AGUGAAGAAAAAGUUGGAAACAAGCGAGGAUUCACAAAUAACAGGAGAACAGAAUGUGAGUCCAGAUGUCGAUCUUUCCAAAAAAACUGGGAGACAAGAGACAGCAGGCGGUCAACCGGGAGAUGAGAAAGACACGAAAAAUCCCCAACCGCCACAACCAUCACCAGAACCAAACAAAUUACAGUCAGAAGAAACACAUCUACCAAUUCCAGCGGAAAAACAUUUAAAGCCACAAGACGGAGGUCACCCACAGAAAAAGGAGAUGCUACAAACGAAAGAUUCUUCACAGCACGAAGAAGGAGAAACAAUUUUCUCGGAUACAAAGCGGAGUGCAUCAAAGGAAAUUACAGAAGCUACAACACCAUUAUCCGCCUCCAAAUCUGGCAGCGGUAUUGCAGGAAGCACGGUGGAGAACAGUGGUGCUAACAAUCCUCAACCUCCUGCCACCUCAGUAAAACAACAUGAUUCCGAGGGAGAUACUGGCUCCGUUGCUCUGCCAGCCAGCAACACCGAAUUGCGAACAGAAGAAAUAUCUAACGCUGGUAUAAUUGCCACGACACAUGAUGACGACAGCGACGACAGCAGCCCUGCAGCUCCUAUUGCUGAAAGGCCUACCGCUGGCACAAGAAGCACUCAAGCCUCUGGUGAUGCGAGUGACCUUGAACAGUCUAAUGACGACGUCAAUGAUGACGUGGCACACAAAGAUAAAGUUGCAGAAUUUGAAACCUCCUCAGGAGACAGGGACACUGAGGCAGAUAAUGAGAGAUACACAACAGUACCACAGAAUGCCACCAAUAAAACAAUCAAUACAGAGAUCACAGCAGACAGCGCCGGCAGCAUCGCGGCCUCCCACACCACCUCCCCUCUUUUGCUUCUUCUUGUUGUUGUUGCGUGUGCGGCUGCUGCGGUGGUGGCCGCGUGA
Trypanosoma cruzi is the source of this 922-nucleotide messenger RNA. RefSeq names its product mucin-associated surface protein (MASP), putative. The annotation marks the transcript as partial. The record is from RefSeq and is a predicted model, not a curated record. The transcript has a single exon. Lineage: Eukaryota; Euglenozoa; Kinetoplastea; Trypanosomatida; Trypanosomatidae.